UGACGUGUUCCUCUCAGUUCUCAGAGACUCGGUUCAAAUGUUGGAUCGCUCUGCUCAUCUCUGCGGUUCUGUCUCUCUCCCUCUCUUUGUGUAAAUAUAGACCAGACAUCCGACAUAUGAUGAUUAUAGGACACGUAUGAUUUCACAAUAAAACAGAUUACAUGAGUAUAGAAGAAUAUUUUGAAGAAGAUGAAGAACCACCUUUACUGCUCAGCUCCUGUCUGUCUGAUCCUGCUGGAGUUAUGGGGGACGUUAGCGGCGCAGUGCCGGUGGGAGGACGGGUGUGUGUGUCCGCUCUGUCCAGCCGGACAGGAGCCCACCACGGCUUGCGGGGAGGUUGAGGGUCCUGGUGAGACUGGAUUGUGCCGGACUUGCCCAGCAGGCACCUUCUCUGAUACCCAUGACACUGAGCCGUGCCGCCCACAUCUCUCCUGCAGGGCACUGAAGCGCUGGAUCUCGACCGCACCGACCUCGCAUUCUGACGCCGUGUGUGGAGGAUGUCUUCCUGGGUUUCACCCUGCUGCUACAUGGAAGUCCUCCACCCUCCACGCCUGCGUCAGGAAGCCAUACAGCCGGCGGAGACGUAACGUUGUUAAGAGCGCCCCCAACAGGUCUGGAGUGGGAGGUGCAAACGCCACCAGCGUUCAGGGUCCAGAGGAGAAGAGCACAGAGUACGCGGUGUUUGCACUGGUGCCCAUCUUCUGUGUGAUGGGCCUGCUGGGAAUUUUCAUCUGCAACCUGCUCAAGAAGAAAGGCUACCGCUGCAACGCAGAGAAAGACGGGGUGGAUGCAGAAGCCGCCACUCCACAGAAAGAAGGAAACCCUUGUCCUUACAUUGUUGAUGACCCCAAUGAAGACACCAUCAGCAUUCUGGUGCGGCUCAUCACAGAGAAGAAAGAAAAUGCGGCUGCUCUGGAAGAACUUCUGCAGGAAUAUGAGAAUAAACAGAUGGCCCUCAACAAGAGCUCAUCCAUCAAGUUUCCGGCUCUUCCUCAUUUCUCUCCGUUCCGGUCGUUGCCGCGGCUGUGUUCUCAUCAGCAUCAUUUGCACACUAUAAAUGGGCUGGCCCCGCGCUCCGGCCUCUGCUGCUCCCGCUGCAGUCAGAAGAAGUGGCCCGAGCUGCUGCUGCCCAUCGAUACGCACAAGAGCCGCACUAACCUGGUCAAGGCUCCGGAGGUCACCAUCCUGUCUGUAGGGAGGUUUCAAGUCGCUCAGAUCCCAGAAGUGAAGUCAGCUUCCAAGGAAGUGACCCAGCCGGAAGCGAGCGAUACGGACUCCAUGGACAGCGGCCACACCGAGCCUGCGGAAGAGCGUUCCCUGCUGGGCGUGUCCUCUUCCUGUAACUCCGCCUCCUCAAAGUCCAGACAGGAGAUGAACAUCUGAAAGGCCGAGGAGGACGUCCAGGACGGGACGAUCGUGUGGCGAUGAUGUCAGUAUUCAUCACCUUGAGGAGCCUUGAAUUCAAGACCUUAGGAAACACUCGUAUUUAUUGCAUAAGUCAUAGAACUACGGUAUUUUAUUAAGAAACAAGAAGCUCUGUCUCUGCAAGCAGAUAAUAGCAGAGCGAAGGGCAUUUCCUCCGAAAGCAUGUGUGCUUCCACAAGACACUAAAGAGGUCUUCAGUGCAGAAAACAGCGCUCAGAACAACCAGACACCAGUGAGACGUUCUCUCCAGUUAGAAAACAUUACCAAGUAUUAUGAGAAACUAGCUUAAUUUACAUCUCUCUUUUUUUACUGUAGUUCUGUUUUUUAGUAUUUAAGAUUUUAAAUGAAUUGAUAUGUACAGUCAUGGUCAAAAGUUUGCAAACCUCUUGUUUUGUUAAUAAUAAAUAAAAGAAAACAUACAAAAACACAUGCAUAUAUAUUCUUUUGUUUUUAUAAAAAUUAGUAUUUGGUGGUUUUUACUCGCAAUGGUACAGGAUAUACACAAAUAUUUCUUUAAGAUGGUUUACACUAGUUCACCAAUUAAAAUCUUUAAUACAGCGAAUGGGCUUCAGUUUUGGAAUAAAUGACACUCAUGUGACUAAAUCAGAAAUAAUGAACAAAAGGAGAACACAAGUAACCAAGGAAACAAGAACCAAACACAGGAAAUGGUAACCCUGAAAUAAUCAAAGAGGCUUAUAAUCAAAGAAACUACAAGAUAAGAACAGGAAACUAAAGCAAAACUUCAACACAAAGGUCAGAAACGGGAAUAUACAUGACUAAUGUACAGCAGCACUGAACCUUAAAUGUGUGAAUGUCAUAAUAUUUGAUAGCAGAGGCCAGAAAUGUAACUAUGGAUAUGUUCCACUAAUGACAGCAAAUGAUUGGCUUGAAGAGUGUGCUGAAGUCUUUUUAUUCAAAUAAGCUUGGUUUGAUAUUUUGCAGUGGUUUGAUACUAAUGCAGUGAUAUUCAGACAUUUUUAAGUGUGGUUAAAUACUUCUUGGGACCACUAUGUUUCACAUUUUUGGUUUGCAUUUUAAGGAUUUAAAAAACCAGCGGCUAAUUGUUCCACAAUUUAAACCUGCUGAUGUAAAUAGCACAGAAAGAGUAGCAGUAUCACUUAGAAAUGAGCAUUUUCAAGUGUUCACAAGCUUUUGACCAUGACGGUAGGAUGUAAUAUUUCAUUUAUUAACACACAAGCUCUUUCACACCACAACCUUCAGCUCAUCAGCUUUAUUGAAAAAAGAAAACAAAGCAACAUGCUGUAUUCAUUUAUAUCUCUAGGAGACGCUUUCUGAUAACACAGCAUGCAAAUCUGAGGACGGACUGCUGAGAGAAUCAUGCUAGAAGCUAAACUAAAAAAAGGUUUUAUUGUUCCUUCUGAAAGUAUUAUCAUCUCAAGAACAUUUGUAGCGCCUCAGACUAGCUGUCUGCUUCUUUGCUACAGUAUGUAACACUAAUGAAAUAUAUUAGCUGACAUUCUCAGUUCUGAUAUAAAUGGAAAUAUGUUACAUAUCAGAUUUUUUAAUGUGUGAUUUCAGUGUGAACAGUUGUGGUUAGAAUUUACAAGAUUUUUUUAAAUCAAACUUUAUAGUCAUCGUGACUGUACUUCCUUUUGCAUACAUUUUAAAAUCAUUUAUCAACUUUAUUAAGUACUAUACACAAAGGUGCAAAAAUAUUUUUUUUUAAUAUACAAGUUGAAAUUGUCAGAAGUGACAUAUAGAAAUAAAAAUGCAUAGAUUUAGGACCAGAAGCUUAACGUUCAUCUAACGACAAAUUACAUUAAAACAUAAUAUGGAAUAGUUGUCUUUAAAAAAAAUUCAAAAAGCAGCAAAAAUUAUUUUAUUA
This is a messenger RNA of Cyprinus carpio (common carp), 3271 nucleotides long. RefSeq names its product tumor necrosis factor receptor superfamily member 19L-like. Gene Ontology annotation, biological process: apoptotic process. The record is from RefSeq and is a predicted model, not a curated record. Lineage: Eukaryota; Metazoa; Chordata; Actinopteri; Cypriniformes; Cyprinidae.